Molecule: messenger RNA, 861 nt
Organism: Cooperia oncophora
Lineage: Eukaryota; Metazoa; Nematoda; Chromadorea; Rhabditida; Trichostrongylidae
Source: the annotation of a GenBank genome assembly
AUGGAUAAUUUCGGCUGUGAGGAAGGAAUCAAGCUCAAGUUCUCACUGAAACUUCAAGAAAGAGCAAACAGUGCCAAGGAAGCCGUGUCAAUUCCAUAUAAGAGCUCUAUCCAAGUGCAAUGCACACCGUCGGUAAGCACGUCACAAACGCAGUAUACUUGCUGUUGUGUGACGGACGAGGCUUCACAAACCGAAAUUUGUAUGAAAAAUAAGAAGAAUCAGGAAUGCGAAGCGUCUGUGAGAACCAGCGACGCUUGCGUGCAGCCUACGUUCUCCGUCACUGACAGGGCCCUGCAAACUGACUCAAUAGAGACUGACAAUGAUGAAUCCUCUGAGACACCGCUUUGGAGCGAUUUCGAUCGAGUACCGGUUUUGGAGUUCGACGUAUCGCAGCAGACAUCUCCUGUCGCCACUCAAGAUGCCUGGUCCCAUUUUGAUUUGGUGGUCAACUCCGUGGCCAUCCAGACGAUUAGGGAUCAUACCAAGGAGAUAGAGUGUGAGGCAAAGUGCAAAGCCGUGGUCGACUUGCUCGAAGUGGCCGUAGGCCAAGCAGACAGUGAGAGCUGGAUAAAGGUCUACCUAGCUGAACUGGACGAGGAAAGACGUCAGCGGCUGAUGGAUAUCGGCAUUCAAACAGGAGUUCUGGCAAGAGUGCAGCAUAUAUUUGAAACUUUAGACACGGACAUUCCUCCCGGAUCCGAGGCGAUACGACAAGGAAGUCGCCUCGACGACGUGGAAAGCAACGAUGCCGUUGGUGAAAGCUCAACUACACUUUUACCGCGCCCCUCGUCAAGUGCUUCAGUGCCUCAAUCACCAGUGGACCAACUUUCUGCCCCUCCACAACUGUUUAGGAACAAGUAA